Molecule: messenger RNA, 2232 nt
Organism: Brettanomyces bruxellensis
Lineage: Eukaryota; Fungi; Ascomycota; Pichiomycetes; Pichiales; Pichiaceae
Exons: 1
Coding region: 1-2232 (743 amino acids)
Biological process (GO): recombinational repair
Cellular component (GO): nucleus
Molecular function (GO): DNA binding; hydrolase activity; 3'-5' DNA helicase activity
Source: RefSeq, a predicted model, not a curated record
AUGAACAAUACAGUUGGAAAAAAAGACGAGGAUGUCAGUUUUGUUUGCACCCCUUUGCAAAAAGAGGUGAUUGUUUCAGAUUUUACCCCAAAUACCCUUCUAACUGUUAUUGCUGGUCCUGGAUCAGGAAAAACUCGCACAUUAUGUUCACGUCUUGCUUAUAUGAUGAGUAAAGAAGGUGGAGGCAUGAAGCCGAAUGAAAUCCUCGUGUUAAGUUUGACAAACAAAUCGGUGGACGAUUUCAAAUAUAGAUUGGGCAAUUUGGUGUCAGAUAAGAUUGCUGCAAAUGCAGAUGUCAUGACAUUCCAUUCGCUUGCAGCAUCUGUUCUGAGAAAGCAGUACAACAAUUGGAGGCUAGUGGAAGAAGAUGAUAUUAAGAGACUUUGUGAAUUUAUUCGAGAUCCGAAAAGAAACAAUAAAUCGUUUCCUAUUAUGCAGAUGAAGGGAUUGAUAGGUAAAAUGCAUGAGAUGACAUCUGAACAAUUUGAUUCAUAUUCGGAUGAAACCUUUCGGAGUGAUUAUGGUGUUUCUAAAAGUCUCUACACCAAGAUACAAAGACUUAUCGGCGCCAAAAAUGCAUUUACCUAUGAUAACAUGCUAAUAGAGUGCAACCGUAUUUUGCGGUCAGAUAAGGUUCCUGAGUUUAUUAAAAAAUACAAAGUUAUCUUUGUAGAUGAAUUUCAGGAUGCUUAUCCAGCGCUAAUUUCCAUAAUCACGGCAUUGAACAAGGGCAGGCAUUUGACUCUUGCCGGCGAUUCCAAUCAGUCUAUUUACGAGUUCAUGGGUGCAUCACCACAAAAGAGUUGGCGGAAGAUUGCUUCAAUGUAUAAUUCAGACAAGAAGCAUAAGAUUGUGUUGAAUCAGGCUUUUCGCUCGACACCGGAACUUUUAGAGCUGUCGAAUAAGGUCUUGGGUAUUACCCAGAUAAAUUUACAAGAAUGUGUGAAAGAGUCUGCCCAAAUAGCUCCAAUAAGAAAAUCCUUCGAAAAUAAAGAAAAGGAGCAUCAGUUUAUGUACGACGAAAUUGCACGCUUAGUGAAUACUUCUCAUGGUCUCAUCAAAUAUUCAGAUUUUGCCAUUUUGUCUGCUACAAACAGAGAUAUUGAUAAUGCCUACAAGUAUUUUGAGGAGAGAAAUGCUUUGUCACGUUUAAAAAGCAAUGAUAUAAUUGAAAUUAAUCGUCUCAACAGCACACCGCGUUGGUUAAGAACAAAUUUGUCGAUGCUACUGCAAUACAUGAAAGUUCUUCUUUCUCCCUUCGAAAACUUUCCAUUGCUUUCAUCCAUAAAUCUGCUUCAUAACGUUGGUGUUGCUACCAUUGACAAUAUAUUUUCAAAUGCCGCCGCUAAAUCAAUGUCUGCAUGGGAAUAUCUUUGCUUCUGUAUCGAUAAUAAAGUGCAGAUUUCCAAGUACAUUAGGGAAUUUAUAUUGUAUGUUCAAAAGGUACGGUCAAGAAUUGAUCUGGAUGAUCCAAAUUCUAUCAUGUUAAACCUAUUGGAGAUGGCUGAGAAAUUUGGAUUGAAAAAGCAGCUUAUUUCUGCAAAGUUAUCAAAACGCCAAAAGGAGGAAUAUCAAGAAUGCUUGAUAGCGAUGCACAACUCUCUCAAACAGUUUUUGAACUUAAAACCUGAAGAUCAGACGCUUCUUGAAUUUUAUUUGAACAAUUUCAGCACACAGUUGUUUAUGAACCCCAAAUCAAAUUUUCUGACCCUUGGAAGCCAGAACAAAGUCAAUUUUUCCACAAUUCACACAUCAAAAGGACUAGAGUUCCCUAUUGUAUUUCUACUAUCCGAAAAUAAUUUCAAUAUAAGCAGAUAUGCAAAAAGAAGGCUCGUAUACGUUGGUAUGACUAGAGCCACAUCAAUGCUUUAUUUCAAUAAGCUGGAUUAUCAAUGGGAACCAGUGAUCGAUGGGCCACUUGGUGCAACAGAUCGUAAUAAAAUGCAUGCACUAUUUAAAGUUCGGAAGGCCACAAGCCAAUCUUCCGUUAAUAAUUACAACGAAUACAAGCCACCGAAAGUAUUUCCUCAUGUUGAAUCCUCUGCGUUGCUUACACAGCAUGAAUCACACAAGGUUCUUUGUACAAAAGCCGCUCCGAAAUUUACAGAUUCAGAUACAUUACAAAGAUUGCUUAAUGUAAUGGGGAGAUCAAAGGCCACAAAAGUUGGAUCUGAUAUAUCAGUAAAGGCUUUAAAGCUUUCAUCUUCGAUGUUGAGUCAUAUUCGAAUUUAG